CAAAACCUUCACGUGAAUCUCGUCGGUCCUUUCUGUAUGAAUCCAAAUGAAUUCUCUCAUCGGCCAAAACUUGGGGAAAAAAUUCCCGAGUUUCGCUUCCAGACUCGUAUCCUCGCUUGCUGUUGUUGAAAACUCGUCAAAUUUUCUCGCUGAACAAGGACAAAAUCUCACUCCUUUUGACCCGUUUCUGUUCUUCCGUGAGCAUAGAAAAUCAGGAAAGUGCGGCGUCAGAGUUGCAAAAUUUAUACAUACCCAGUUGCUUAAAUCAGCUGCAUUACACUCUAACAUCUUUGUCGCGAACUCUUUACUCGACUGGUAUUGUAAAUAUGCGGGCAUGGUUGAUGCACUCCUGUUGUUCGAUACAAUGGCUCGCCCAAAUGUUAUUUCAUGGAAUAUCCUUAUUUCGGGUUAUAAUCAAGAUCAUUUAUUCGAGGAUUCGUGGAAGAUUUUCUGUAGGAUGCAUUCAUUGGGUUUCGAGCCCAAUGAGAUUACCUAUGGGAGUGUCCUUUCAGCUUGUACUGCUUUUCAGGCCCCUAUAUUCGGUAAGCAGGUCUAUUCACUUGCUAUGAAAAAUGGCUUCUUUUCGAAUGGUUAUGUACGGACUGGAAUGAUAGAUUUGUUCUCGAAAAAUUUCAGCUUCGAGGAUGCCUUGGGGGUGUUUCAUGAUGUUUUCUGUGAGAAUGUCGUCUGUUGGAAUGCUAUUAUUUCUGGGGCCGUUAAAAAUGGAGAGAACCGGGUUGCUUUGGAUCUUUUUCGCGAAAUGUGUUCUGGAUCAUUUCUGCCAAAUAGUUACACAUUUUCAAGCAUUUUAGGUGCUUGUGCUGCUCUUGAAGAACUUGAUGUCGGAAAAGGAGUUCAAGGAUGGGUGAUUAAAUGUGGUGCAGGAGAUGUCUUUGUGGAAACUGCUAUAGUUGACUUGUAUGCCAAGUGCGGACUUAUGGAAGAAGCUGUUGAAGAGUUCUUGCAGAUGCCGAUACGCAAUGUGGUUUCUUGGACUACUGUUAUCUCUGGUUUUGUGAAGAAGGAAGAUUCUAUUUGUGCCCUCAAGUUUUUCAAAGAUAUGAGAGAAUUGGGUGUAGAAAUAAACAACUACACUGUCACUAGUGUAGUUACUGCAUGUGCUAAGCCGGCCAUGAUUGAAGAGGCAAUCCAAGUCCAUUCCUGGAUAUUAAAAGCUGGUUUCUAUUUGGAUGAAGCAGUGGGGGCUGCUUUGAUCAACAUGUACUCUAAAAUAGGAGAGUUUGAUCUAUCUGUGUUGGUCUUCAAAGACAUUGGAAGUCUAAAGAAUCCCGGUGUCUGGGUUGCAAUGAUAUCUGCUUCUGCUCAGAAUCAGAAUCCUGGAGAAGCACUAGAAAUAUUUAGGAAGAUGUUACAAGAAAGUGUGAGACUAGAUAAGUUUUGUAUUUCUAGUCUUUUGAGCGUUAUAGGCUGUUUAAACUUGGGGAGACAGAUCCAUUGCUACUCUCUUAAAACCGGAUUAGUCUCUGAUGUUUCAGUAGGCAGUGCGCUUCUCACAAUGUACUCAAAGAGUGGUAGUUUGAAGGAAUCCCACAAAGUCUUUGAGCAAAUUCUUGAAAGAGACAAUGUUUCAUGGGCUUCAAUGAUUGCUGGUUUUGCAGAACAUGGAUGUGCUGAUCAAGCCAUUAAGUUAUUUGGAGAAAUGCUGCUUGAAGAAAUUGUACCUGAUCAGAUGACCUUAACUGCAACCUUAACUGCAUGUUCCGCCCUUCGUUCUUUACGGAAAGGUAAAGAAAUUCAUGGUUAUGCUCUUCGUAUUGGAGUUGGGAAAGAUGUAGUUGUUGGUGGUGCACUUGUGACCUUGUACUCAAAAUGUGGUACCCUAGAAUUGGCAAAAAGUGUGUUUGAUAUGCUACCUCAAAAGGACCAAGUUGCAUGCUCUUCUUUGAUUUCAAGUUAUGCCCAAAAUGGAUACAUUGAAAAGGCCCUUAUGCUGUUCUUUGAUAUGCUCAUGGCUGAUUUGGCCAUUGACUCUUUCACGGUUUCAUCUGUGUUGGGUGCCGUUGCACUUUUGAAUAGAUCAGAUAUUGGAACUCAAAUGCAUGCCCUCAUCACGAAAAUGGGUUUGGAUUCAGAUGUUUCUGUUGGAAGUUCACUGGUGACAAUGUACUCAAAAUGUGGAAGCAUAGAAGGAUGCCGCAAAGCAUUUGAUCAGAUAGAGAAGCCUGAUUUGAUUGGUUGGACAGCUAUGAUUGUCAGCUAUGCUCAACAUGGGAAAGGUACUGAGGCUUUAAGUUUAUAUGAGCUUAUGAGGAAAGAAGGAAUUAAACCAGAUGCAGUGACCUUUGUUGGGGUUUUAUCUGCUUGUAGUCAUAAUGGAUUGGUUGAAGAAGCCUAUAUCCAUCUUAAUUCGAUGGCAAAAGACCAUGGGAUUGAACCUGGUUAUCGUCAUUAUGCCUGCAUGGUUGAUCUUCUUGGUCGAUCAGGGAGAUUGAAAGAGGCUGAAAGCUUCAUUAAUGACAUGCCUAUCAAACCUGAUGCUUUGGUUUGGGGAACCCUACUGGCUGCCUGCAAAGUACAUGGAGAUAUUGAACUUGGGAAGCUAGCAGCCAAAAAGGUUAUGGAGUUAGAGCCAUGUGAUGCCGGAGCUUAUGUUUCCUUCUCAAACAUCUGUGCAGAUGUGGGCCAAUGGGAAGAAGUCCUGAAGAUUAGAAGCCUGAUGAAGGGAACUGGGGUGAAGAAGGAACCUGGCUGGAGCUUUGUGUGAUGUUGCCAUGAGUGUUGAGUCUUGAUGUUUGGAGAUUUAGAUCUUUCGGUGUUAUAUCCUUGUAAGGUUCAAAUGGAAUCGAAACCCUUACAAUUUGGAGGGCCAAGGAGGUUGAUGGAUGUCUCACGAGAAAGUAUAGCAACAAGGACUGAUUUUAACUAAUGAGAGGUGGUGCUCUGCCCAAAAAUGCAUACGGAUAUAUAGCACUUCCUUGCAGUACAACUGGUCUACAUCUCACCAAGACCAGCAUUAAGUUCAACUUAAAUCAGGAUGAUCUGACGAUAAACUGCGUAAACCCCAACGGGUUGGACACUUGAUAUAAAAGGGGUGACUCAGAGACCCGCUUGGGCUAGUGGAGCUUGUCAUACUGUGUACACAU
Messenger RNA from Juglans regia (Persian walnut), 3104 nucleotides. RefSeq names its product pentatricopeptide repeat-containing protein At1g74600, chloroplastic. The coding region runs from base 47 to 2725 and encodes 892 amino acids. NCBI's taxonomy places the organism in Eukaryota, Viridiplantae, Streptophyta, Magnoliopsida, Fagales, Juglandaceae. Gene Ontology annotation, biological process: RNA modification. Gene Ontology annotation, molecular function: RNA binding; protein binding. The record is from RefSeq and is a predicted model, not a curated record. The transcript is spliced from 2 exons.